CUGGCAGCACUGUGUAAAAUUGCAUAAACAAACCACAAAACUUUUACAAGAUGAUUCAAAACCAGUUACGCGCCACGCUGUGGAUCUCUGGAAACGGUUGCUUGAGCACGUCUAAAGCAGACUAAACAUCGGCUGCCGGUGGCCGUUGCAAUUCAGUUCGUAUCACGCUACGGCGCGAGGCAGCCGCCGCAGUAAAUUGAGCAAUCAAUCGACACCCGUCGAGAGCCCGGGAAAUAUAAAGCCAAACUUGCCCAUUUUCAAGCAAUUGUAGAUUUGCCAAAUAGAUUAACAACUCUACUGCAAAUUCACUUGACACUAUGACGAAUUGCGGUUCAUCCACGGACAUCGGCGAGCAUGCAUCGUCGGCCAGUGGGAAAAUGCAUUCAGUGCAGACCUCCAAAAAUGGGCAUAACGAUGUCGAUGCGGAGCAAUAUCUGGAACACCUAAUGAAGGACGGUAGCCAGGAGGGCGAUAGCGAGUCCGAGUUGGAGCUGCCGCCAUGGUACGAUGAGCAGCUGUUCAAGCGCGCUCAAGGCUACUUUAGCACAUAUCGCUUUGUGAUGAAUGCGGGGAUGCUGGCCGGACUCAUUUCUGUUCUAGCCGUGCCAUCCAUACUCCGAGUACUUGCCUGCACGCGACAAUCGUCGACUGCAUUUACAGCUUAUCGACGCUAUGUGCGCACAAUCUUUCACACCCAGGCCUGGUACAAUAAUUGCGUAGCGAACAGAAAGAGCAAAUUCUGGACGAGUAUCGCGGCUGUUAGGCAGGCCCAUGCCCGCUCUAGUCAUGCGUGUGCGAGGCGUGGAGCCGGGCAGAUCACGCAGAAGGAUCUGGCCCUGACACAGUUUGGAUUCAUUGGCUUCAUAACCCUGGGAGCGCAUCGCAUACAGCUGUACGAUAAUGAUUUCCUAGAGGCCACCACCCAUAUGUGGCGAGUCCUGGGCUAUUUGCUGGGCAUCAAGGAUGAGUACAACAUUUGCGGCCGGAAUUGGGCAGAGUCAAAGGCCCGCCUGGAUAUUGUGAUGCGAAAAGUAUACGAGCCGGCGCUGGAGCAGACCAGUGACGAGUUUUACCGCAUGACGGAAGCCCUUAUCCAUGGUCUGUGGCACGUCAACGCAAUGCUCUCUGUGGACGCCAAUAUCUUCUUCGCCAAGCGACUGGCCUGCGUGAAGGGCUACGAGUACUACAGCUUCGACCAUCGUGCCGGGGAUCAGAGGGAUGCACAGCAGAGAUUGUACUACCGCGAUUUGAAGCUAUGGGAUCGUCUGAUCGUCGGCUAUGGGCUGUUUAUUGUCACCUUUUUGCACAAGUAUGCCAUUGUGCGGUGGUAUCUGAACUUUCGCGUAUGGCUGGUGGAUCUGCUCACGUACUACUUGCCCUACAUUGCCAUUUGGAAGUUUGGCAUCAAGUCCGCCUACGUGCGAAUCUUUCGCAAAGGCAGCGAGGGCCAGGAGUUUAGUUUGGGCUUCAAAGAUAAUUAGUCAUUUGUUGAAAAAACAAAACUCCAAAUAAUGAAUAAAAAAUAGAAUAGCCACUGAGAAAAAUACAAAAUA
This is a messenger RNA of Drosophila obscura, 1553 nucleotides long. RefSeq lists its product as uncharacterized. The transcript has 3 exons. Gene Ontology annotation, molecular function: oxidoreductase activity. Bases 318 to 1481 code for a protein of 387 amino acids. Lineage: Eukaryota; Metazoa; Arthropoda; Insecta; Diptera; Drosophilidae. The record is from RefSeq and is a predicted model, not a curated record.